AUGAGCCCUAGGAUUCUAGCUUCUUUCUUCUUCUUCUUCCUCCUCCCGACCAUUGGGCCCGCUAGUGCCGCAUCUCCUACAACCGGCUGGACUCCUGAACCCAACGGCCGCGGAACCUUUGGGCUGAUCUGCUCCUGCGUCCUCACUCUGACGAUAUGCGUCUGGACGGCCCUCCAUCUCAACGUUCCCGCCGCGCGGUCCACACUCCGGAGCCGGGCACUGGAAGGGACGAAGUGGGUUCUCUACGGCAUCUUCGCGCCGGAGCUCGUCGUCGCGACGGCGGCCGCGCAGUACAUAGUUGCGCGGUGGUUGAAAAGAGAGAUUGAAAAGGACACCGCUCAUCGUCGGCCUGCGGCAGCGCACAAAAAAGAUGGGAUACGUGGCAGGGAGAAUGAGAGAUUCUCAAGCCAUACGUGGGACAUGACGCAGUGCUUCUACGCCGUGAUGGGCGGGUUUGUCGUCGAUCUGCCGUCUUCCGAUGAUGAUGAUGAGGACGCCGUCAAGAGAGUAACUGUCACACCGGAGGGUAUAAGGCUUCUUUCCUUCAUCGGCAAGUUGCCAGAGAUUCACGAGUCGCAGAUCCAGGACAAAAGCAAAGCAGACUGGAUGGCCAAGUCACUUGUCUGCAUCCAGGCGGGCUGGAUGGUCGCCCAAGUCAUCGGCCGCCUCAUCAAGGGGCUGCCCGUGUCGCUACUCGAGAUCAACACCUGCGGACACGUCGCGUGCGCCGUGCUCCUCUACCUUCUCUGGUGGAGCAAGCCCCUCGACGUCCUGGAUCCAACAGUGCUGGAGGGGGGAAACGAGGACUACCUAUCGCUCAUGAGGUUUUGCUCCUCCAUGAGCGCCGUCAACGGAGUAACAGACAUUCGAUGCUUCAUGUACAUGCCUGCAGACGGGGCGGGCAGCGACGAGGGUCCAGAUCAACACGCGGCCAGGGUUCUCAUCACGACUCAUCUGUCCAUCGGGUCGCCCGGCACGAGAGAACCCUCGAGGUUUCUGGGAUUCGACGUGAGCGAUAUCCGGCCUCAGACAACGUUGAUGACCGUCGAAUCCCAUGCGCAGAGGGUGGCACGCAGCGCAUACAUGUAUCAUAUCGACCAGACAAAGCCCACUGUCGCGCCUGAAUGCCUGCAGACGUACUUUGCGCCGCCGUACAAGGAUCUCACCCUCCGCCAUGGCACGAUAUACUGCCGAAGGCUCUUCGCCGAUGUUCAGCAGCACCAGAGAUCCCACCAUCCCGUUGACCCAGUCCGCUUGGCGCAGGCGGCAGCAGCCUCAGACGCCAUCUGGGCCCAGUGCAUCACCCGCCCGUCCUACGCGCCUUACUACUUUACCUCGGUCCCGACCGUCGGCGUCUUUCUCGGCGAGACGGACUACCUCGUGCCGCACAUCGUCAACUUCCCCUCCCUAUCCAACCUCGGUCUCGGUCAGGUCAACAUCCACCGCGACGUCCUGCGCUCGGUGCUCGCCCUCACUGCCGCUGCGUACGGCGGGCUCCACCUGUCGGGCUGGUUCGACCACUUUCCGACGGACGUCGAAAAGAAGCUGUGGGCGGUGUCGUCUCUCGUCAUCGCGUGCUCCGGGGUCGUGCUGUGGAUCUUCUUCCUCGCGCGGCAGCUGUGGCCGCGGUUCGACGUCUUCGUCUCCGGAGCGGCGCCGGGGGCCAGGCUGGCCGGUACGAGCUACUAUCACCAGAAACUGUGGAUGAAGAAGGCGAAGUCGGCGGUCCUGGGCUCCAUCCUCGUGUUGUUUGCUGCGGCGAGGGUGUUUCUAGUUGUCGAGGCUUUUGUCAACCUGCGAGAGGCCCCCAAGGCUUUGUAUGAGACGCCUGAGUGGUCCGACUUCUUCCCGCAUUUUUAG
This is a messenger RNA of Colletotrichum destructivum, 1860 nucleotides long. RefSeq lists its product as uncharacterized. The coding region runs from base 1 to 1860 and encodes 619 amino acids. The transcript has a single exon. The record is from RefSeq and is a predicted model, not a curated record. NCBI's taxonomy places the organism in Eukaryota, Fungi, Ascomycota, Sordariomycetes, Glomerellales, Glomerellaceae.